UGCGACCUUAACGCUCCGCUCCAGAACCUCAUCUUCCGCUACCUGCAGAACAGGUCCAGGAUCCAGGUGUGGCUUUAUGAGCAGGUGAACAUGCGGAUAGAAGGCUGCAUCAUUGGCUUUGAUGAAUAUAUGAACUUGGUGCUGGACGACGCAGAGGAGAUUCACUCCAAAACAAAGUCAAGGAAGCAGCUGGGUCGGAUCAUGUUAAAAGGGGACAAUAUCACCCUUCUACAAAGCGUUUCUAACUAGGAUUUGUUGUUCUUCGCUUAGAACAAUGGCUGCGGUGCUUCGGGGUGAAUAAAGUGCUAGUAGGAGCAGGAGAAGCGAGUAGGCAGGAAGUUAUGCGUAACUGGGGUCACAAGCGGAGUGGAAAACCACGCGUCCCUUUGUACAAGUAAUUUUUUUUUUUUUGUAGUUUGAAAUGGUGGAUGAUGUCCUUCACAAAUAAACGUUUUUCACAUUAACUGUAAACGUAAAUCUGCUUGCUUUCAGUCUCAUGCCCUUCUGUGAGUGGAGGAGGGGGAGAAAUGUAUUCAAAGUGAUUUUCACCGUGGAUCUGGGCGUUCUGGAAUGUU
This is a messenger RNA of Aptenodytes forsteri (emperor penguin), 575 nucleotides long. It is a transcript of the gene SNRPE, whose product is annotated as small nuclear ribonucleoprotein polypeptide E. The annotation marks the transcript as partial. The transcript has 4 exons. Gene Ontology annotation, biological process: spliceosomal snRNP assembly; mRNA splicing, via spliceosome. Gene Ontology annotation, molecular function: RNA binding. Gene Ontology annotation, cellular component: U1 snRNP; U4/U6 x U5 tri-snRNP complex; U5 snRNP. The record is from RefSeq and is a predicted model, not a curated record. NCBI's taxonomy places the organism in Eukaryota, Metazoa, Chordata, Aves, Sphenisciformes, Spheniscidae.